This is a messenger RNA of Penicillium brasilianum, 1482 nucleotides long. Lineage: Eukaryota; Fungi; Ascomycota; Eurotiomycetes; Eurotiales; Aspergillaceae. The record is from the annotation of a GenBank genome assembly.
AUGACUGCAUUUGACUCUGCCGAGCCGAUUCGGGAAAUCCUCACGAUUUUGUCCGAAUAUCCUUCGACGGAGGCAUUCGUAAUUGACCUCUUAUCGACCUCUUAUUUCACUCGUUUCUUCGCCAAGGAGACUUUCUCCUGUGCCUCUCUCACUGUCCCUCCCCCAGACUCGCAAAACCACUGCACGUUCCCUCCGCCUCUCUUUUCCUUCUUCUCCCUUAGGGGUAUCUGUUCGUUUCUCCUCAAAACGGCGUCCUUUGCGAUCCCUCGUCCUCAAUCAAGAGAAGUCGACUUCAAUUCCUCUCGCUUUCCCCCACCCGGCCCGAAAUCCCAUCGGAGUUCGCUCGAAUCUCGUGGAGCCAGCGGCCGCGCCCCCGUGGAGGCGACUCCGUCCUUCACUCGCGCAGAGCGACGACAGUGUGUUCCCCUGUCGGGCCCGUCGUCGUUCCCUGCCAUCCUCCGUCCCCCGGCCGUUCGUCUCGCCAACCCCGUCAAUCACGUCCCUCGCAUCACCCCAAUCGCCGUCCUGCCCCACCGCUCCGACGAGAGUCUCCCCCUCGGCCUUCAACGCGACGCAUAUCCUCUGCUCACCGUUCCCGAGCGCCGGCGUAGUCGCCUCACCCCAUCUCCUACCUCUCCAACGAGCCUAGUCGUCGAACGCAGUGAGGGAGAGACCGAAAGCGGGCGCACGAGCAUCGCAUUACCCCGGCGACACCGGCGCAGCGAACAAUUAUCUCCAACAGAGAUGGCGGCAGCAUUCGCUGGCAGCGCGGCCAACGACGUCGAGAACCUGCGGCCCCCCGAAGAAGUCCAUCUUGCUCACGAUGGCACUCGUCGCCGCGAUGACGAUCGACCGCGCCAUGCCCCAUCCCAAACAUCUCUCCGAUCCCAAUCUCAAAUCGCAUCCGUCCCCUCAAACACCGGCCAAGCCCCUCCCGACGUCGCCGACGAACUGGCCUGGGGCCCCGCGCACCCCUGUUUCCCUCACUUUAACCCGCACGUUCCUAUCGGCUCGGAAGAAUACCUCACAACGCGAGUCAUUCGUAUUCGCCGUGACUGGAUGAUCAAGGGCGACUUGGCGCCGACCUUCUCCAAUCUGUAUCCCGAGAUCUUGGACCCAUUGCUUUCGGAGCAAGAGUUUCGCAAAGUGAUUGCUACCGUCAACGACGGCCUGAUCAAGGCCUUUGACCCGUUCAGCUUGCGAAAUUGGUUGGACGGAGCAAUUGGGCUCCUUACGGGCUGGAUCUGGGACGACUUAAAUGCACCGGGAGUCAAAGGCCAGUUGCAACGUGUGGAGUCCUGGCUGGAGAACUGGAACCGUGAAGUCGGCGCCAAGGACGGUGUGCAUAUAUGGAGUCUGCGCCGCACGGCGUACAUGUCCCUUGACAUUCAGAUUCCAGACCCCAAGGUUGGCGUUGUGCCGAGCGAGGGUCCGUCCAUGCCGAAUACCAGGCCCAGCACGGGUGUUGGGCCUGGUAAUUGA